ACCAAACUCAACAAUAGGAACAAUAAAGUGCUUGAUUGAACAUCUUACUUUCAGCUGUUUUGAAAGGCAAAUUUGCCUCAGUAGGCUAUGCUUAAGAUCAUCAUUCAAUAUCUCAACUCAAAGCUGAAUGUGCAUAAAAGUUUAUAUGCAGCAAUAAAACUAGAGCUACUUAUCUAAUAGACCUAGGUGUCUUUGCUGAUGUUCUGAUCUUGGAGUAAUGAUAACCUGACAUGACCAGUUCCAGUAAAUACAUCUAUUUGAAUAUUCUGUUUUUCUUCCUUUUCUUCCAAAUGCGUCUAAUUUGAAUUAGAUUUGCCUUAGAUUUCAGCAUAAUUAUGCUGCUGCUUACUUGCGUAGCUACAAUUUGGAACUGAUAUAAUUCAGAAACUACAGUACACCUCUUGAAAUCAGACACAUACUGAUUUGACCCUGUUACUUGGUUUUCUUGGGAUCUUUCAGCCAUGAAACUGUUCAUCACUCUGGUUCUCAUCACUGUUUCUUUCUCUACAGUGCUCGCACUGAGAUGUUACCAGUGCAAAUACAAAUACAGUUCAUCUGAAGAAUGCAAGCAAAAUCUAACAAAAUGUCCUCUGCAGUGUGGCACCGUUACCAUAUACAGCAAUGGCGAUACAUUAUAUAACAGUAAGAAGAACUGCACAGAUCCUGCCUUGUGUGUUAUUGACAGCAUACAUUUUGGGCAAAACAAAACAGUCUUUAAUCCCCAAUGCUGUGACACUGACCUCUGCAACGCUGAAGACGCACCAGCAAUGCCACGAUAUUCCAAUGGGAUGAUGUGUUACGCUUGUGACCUAUUUAGUAGAGACUGCUCAAAAAUUGUGACUUGUUCAGGUUAUGAGAACAAGUGCUUCAGUAUAACAGAACGUAUAACUGGCAUAAAAACAAAAGGAUGUGGGAACGAGAUAAUCUGUGAGAAUAGUGUAUUAAAUACUCUGGGGUCUAUGGUUGGUGCUCAGACGACAUGCUGUGCAGGAAUUCUGUGUAACAGCGGUCAGUGCUUCAAACAGAGUCUCUUCCUGCUGCUGCUGGUGCCGCUUCUUUCUCUCUUUUCCUUCUGAGAUGUUUUUGGUUCUCUAGAAAUUUUUUGUGCUUUGUAGACAUCCAGUAAGACUUUAUUUUUUGGUAGUAGUAAAUGAAGUGUUUCUAUAUAAUCAUGAAUCAUGAUGGUGCUAAUUUUUUUUUUUUUUUUUUUUACUUUCUCUCUACUGGUUUUGGUAAAGGAAAACGUUCUUGGUUAAUUGAAGAUCAUUCUGUCUUUAUUUAUUCAAAACUUAUGACGUAUUUUAUUCAUGAGGGGCUAUAUAGGGUAUGUGGUUACUUCAAUUAUCUGUCAUUUUUAUUCAUCAUGUCUCCAUCAGCUAGCUGUCCAGACUGGAUUUGAAAAAAUUCUUUUUCAGACUUAAAUACGACAAUCCACCAUAAAAAAAUAAAAAAUAAAAAUAAAUAAAUAAAUAAAUGAUCAAAUUUAAACAAAGAAUGAAAUAAAGCAUUUUGAAACCAUUUAAACUAUUUCAGUUAAAACCGUGUCAUUUAAUUUACAUCCACACAUUACAACUGUCCUUAAUUUUUUUUCUUUUCUUUUCUUUUCCCAAAUGUUAAUGUACUUGGCUCUUAAAGAGACAUCAUCAAGUUCAGUGAAAAGCUUGCUUGAAAUGAGAUGUGCCCAAAACAAAGAAAAAUCAAGGCAAAUUAAGGCAAAUAUCAGCUGUGAACAGACUACUUUCACUUUACACAAAUAUUCAAAUGACGCAACGUCUUUUGUUUGGGUCUGAGACUGAAGAGAGGACAAUAAACUCUAAAAUAUUA
Messenger RNA from Cyprinus carpio (common carp), 1824 nucleotides. RefSeq lists its product as uncharacterized. Lineage: Eukaryota; Metazoa; Chordata; Actinopteri; Cypriniformes; Cyprinidae. The record is from RefSeq and is a predicted model, not a curated record.